Molecule: messenger RNA, 3957 nt
Organism: Chionomys nivalis (European snow vole)
Lineage: Eukaryota; Metazoa; Chordata; Mammalia; Rodentia; Cricetidae
Gene: Abcb11
Product: ATP binding cassette subfamily B member 11
Exons: 27
Coding region: 1-3957 (1318 amino acids)
Biological process (GO): transmembrane transport
Cellular component (GO): membrane
Molecular function (GO): ATP binding; ATP hydrolysis activity; ABC-type transporter activity
Source: RefSeq, a predicted model, not a curated record
AUGUCUGACUCGGUAAUUCUUCGCAGUGUGAAGAAAUUUGGAGAGGAGAAUCAUGCUUUUGAAUCAGAUGGAUCGAAUAACAAUGAUAAGAAACCAAGGUCACAAGAGAAAAAGAAAGGUGAAGAGUUUCAAGUUGGCUUCUUUGAACUGUUUCGAUUUUCUUCAUCAACUGACAAUUGGCUGAUGUUUGUGGGAAGUCUGUGUGCAAUGCUCCAUGGAAUGGCCCAGCCAGGCAUCCUUAUUAUUUUUGGUAUAAUGAUAGAUAUUUUUAUUGAGUAUGACAUUGAAAGACAAGAACUCGCGAUUCCAGGAAAAGCGUGUAUAAAUAACACCAUCGUGUGGAUCAACAACUCCUUCAACCAGAACGUGACAAACGGAACACCAUGUGGGUUGUUGGACAUCGAAGGUGAAAUAAUGACCUAUUCGGGCAUCUACGCAGGAAUCGGUGCGAUUGUCCUUAUCCUAGGAUACAUUCAAAUAAAAUUCUGGGUCAUCGCUGGGGCUCGUCAAACAAGGAAAAUGAGGAAAAUUUACUUUCAGAGGAUAAUGAGAAUGGAAAUUGGGUGGUUUGACUGCACUUCAGUGGGAGAGCUGAAUUCAAGAUUCUCUGAUGAUAUUAAUAAAAUCAACGAAGCCAUUGCCGACCAGAUGGCCCUUUUCAUUCAGCGCAUGAUGACAGCCCUCUCUGGGUUCGUGAUAGGGUUCUACAGAGGCUGGAAACUGACCUUGGUUAUUAUUUCUGUCAGUCCUCUCAUUGGGAUUGGAGCAGCCAUCAUAGGGCUGAGUGUGGCCAAAUUCACAGAGUUUGAGUUGAAGGCUUACGCCAAAGCAGGAUCUGUUGCCGAGGAAGUCAUUUCAUCGAUGCGAACAGUGGCUGCUUUUGGUGGUGAGAAUAAAGAGAUUGAAAGGUAUGAGAAAAAUCUUGUGUACGCCCAGCGCUGGGGAAUUAGGAAAGGAAUGGUGAUGGGAUUCUUUACGGGGUACAUGUGGUGCCUCAUUUUCCUUUGUUACGCGCUGGCCUUCUGGUACGGCUCCUCGCUAGUCCUAGAUGAAGAAGAGUAUACACCAGGGACACUGGUCCAGAUUUUCCUCUGUGUCAUAGUAGCAGCUAUGAACUUCGGCCACGCGUCUUCUUCCUUGGAAGUCUUUGCCACUGGGCGGUCAGCAGCUUCCAGUAUCUUCCAAACAAUAGACAGGCAACCCGUCAUUGACUGCAUGUCAGAAGAUGGAUACAAGCUGGAUCGAAUCAAGGGGGAAAUUGAAUUCCAUAAUGUGACCUUCCGGUAUCCUUCUAGACCAGAUGUGAAGAUUUUAAAUAACCUCAACAUGGUCAUUAAACCGGGGGAAAUGACAGCUUUGGUGGGAUCCAGUGGCUCUGGGAAGAGCACAGCCCUACAACUCAUUCAGAGGUUCUACGACCCCUGCGAAGGCAUGGUGACUCUGGAUGGCCAUGACAUUCGCUCUCUGAACACCCGGUGGCUGAGGGAUCAGAUUGGGGUGGUAGAACAGGAGCCGGUUCUGUUCUCUACCACGAUCGCAGAAAAUAUCCGUUAUGGCAGAGAGGAAGCAACGAUGGAAGACAUAGUCCAAGCUGCCAAGGAGGCCAAUGCUUACAACUUCAUUAUGGCCCUGCCACAGCAAUUUGACACCCUUGUUGGAGAAGGAGGAGGCCAUAUGAGUGGUGGCCAGAAACAAAGGGUGGCCAUCGCUCGGGCUCUCAUCCGGAAUCCCAAGAUCCUGCUUUUGGACAUGGCCACCUCAGCGCUGGACAAUGAGAGUGAAGCCAGAGUACAAGGAGCACUGAAUAAGAUUCAACAUGAACACACAAUCGUCUCAGUCGCCCAUCGCCUAUCAACAGUCAGAGCUGCAGACGUGAUCAUUGGUAUGGAACACGGAGCAGCCGUGGAAAGAGGCACCCAUGAAGAAUUGUUAGAAAGGAAAGGUGUCUACUUCAUGCUCGUGACCCUGCAAAGCCAAGGAGAUGAACCCCACAAAGAAAAGGAUGUAAAGGAAAAAGAUGCAACUGAAGGUGGUACACUCGAGAGGACUUUCAUCAGAGGGAGCUAUCGGGAGAGCUUAAGAGCCUCCAUCCGGCAACGUUCCAAGUCUCAACUUUCUCAUCUGACCCACGACCCUCCAUUGGCUGUUGCUGAUCAUAGAUCUACUUAUGACGACAGCAAGGACAAGGACGAAGAGGUUGAACCUGCCCCGGUAAGAAGGAUUCUGAAAUUCAAUGCUCCAGAAUGGCACUACAUGUUGGUGGGAGCCGUGAGCGCGUCUGUGAACGGGGCAGUCACACCCAUCUACUGCUUCAUAUUCAGCCAGAUCCUUGGGAUUUUUUCACUCACCGAUAAAGAAGAACAAAGGUCAGAGAUUUACAACAUGUGUCUGUUUUUUGUCAUCCUGGGCUGUGUAUCCAUUUUCACGCAGUUUCUGCAGGGUUACACUUUUGCCAAAUCUGGGGAGCUCCUUACAAAGAGGCUGCGUAAAUUUGGUUUCAAAGCAAUGUUAGGACAAGACAUUGGCUGGUUUGAUGACCUCAGAAAUAACCCUGGGGUACUGACAACUAGGCUUGCUACAGAUGCCUCCCAAGUUCAGGGGGCUGCUGGCUCUCAAGUUGGGAUGAUGGUCAACUCCUUCACUAACAUCGCAACGGCCAUUCUCAUCGCCUUCAUCUUCAGCUGGAAGCUCAGUCUGCUUGUGCUAUGCUUCUUCCCCUUCUUGGCUUUUUCGGGAGCCCUGCAAACAAAGAUGCUGACAGGAUUCGCAUCUCAAGACAAGCAGGCUCUGGAAAAGGCUGGCCAGAUCACCAGCGAAGCCCUUGGCAACAUCCGCACCGUUGCGGGGAUUGGCGUGGAGAAGAGAUUUAUUAAAGCGUUUGAAGCUGAGCUGGAAACGUCAUACAGAACAGCGGUGAAGAAGGCAGACAUCUAUGGGCUCUGCUUCGCCUUUUCCCAGGCCGUAUCGUAUUUCGCCAGCUCUUCUGCCUACAGAUACGGAGGUUACCUGAUUGCCGAGGAAGGGCUGCACUUCAGCUAUGUUUUCAGGACAGCCUCUUCAGUGAUGAUGAGUGCAACAGCUGUUGGAAGAACCUUCUCUUACACCCCAAGUUUUGCCAAAGCUAAAAUAUCAGCCGCACGCUUUUUUCAGCUGCUAGACCGAAAACCUCCAAUUAAUGUCUACAGCGGAGCAGGUGAAAAGUGGGACAACUUCCAAGGGAAGAUUGAGUUUAUUGACUGCAAAUUUACAUAUCCUUCUCGACCAGAUACCCAAGUUCUGAAUGGUCUCUCGGUGUCUGUGGAUCCAGGGCAGACACUGGCUUUUGUUGGAAGCAGCGGCUGUGGCAAGAGCACCAGCAUUCAGCUAUUGGAGCGGUUCUAUGACCCUGAUCAGGGGAAGGUGAUGAUAGACGGUCAUGACAGCAAAAACGUGAACAUCCAGUUCCUCCGUUCCAACAUUGGAAUUGUUUCCCAGGAGCCAGUGUUGUUCGACUGUAGCAUCCUGGAAAACAUCAAGUAUGGGGACAACACCAGAGACAUCUCCAUGGAAAGAGUCAUAGCUGCCGCAAAGCAGGCUCAGCUGCACGACUUCGUCAUGUCACUCCCGGAGAAAUAUGAAACUAAUGUUGGAAGCCAGGGCUCUCAACUCUCUCGAGGAGAGAAACAACGCAUUGCUAUUGCUCGGGCCAUUGUACGAGAUCCUAAAAUCUUGCUACUAGAUGAAGCCACAUCAGCCCUAGACACAGAAAGUGAGAAGACCGUGCAGAUUGCCCUGGACAAAGCCAGAGAAGGUCGGACCUGUAUUGUCAUUGCCCACCGCUUGUCUACCAUCCAGAACUCAGAUAUCAUUGCUGUCAUGUCCCAAGGGGUGGUGAUUGAAAAGGGGACCCAUGAAGAACUGAUGGCCCAGAAGGGAGCAUACUACAAGCUGGUCAGCACGGGAGCCCCCCUCAGUUGA